CACUUUUAUCGACCGACCACCACAAAUUCUUGCAAUAGAAAAACAUCAACUCUUGGGUAAAAUUAUAUAUAAUAAUUAAAUGAUUUGAUUUGAUAAAAUAAUAACUAACUGGAAGCUGGCGCAAUGGACACAUAUUCGGUGGAUAUAGUAUAUCAGGCGAUCAAUGCAUUAUUCCAAGGCAACAAUCCCAAAGAGCAGGAGAAAGCGAACAAAUGGCUGCAGGAAUUUCAAAAGUCGAUAUAUUCGUGGACGAUAGCGGAUGAGCUGCUGCAUCAGAAACGCGACUUACAUGCGAAUUAUUUUGCGGCCCAAACAAUGCGCAACAAAAUCCAAAAUUCAUUUAGUGAAUUGCCGCCGCAUACGCAUGAAUCUCUGCGAGAUUCGCUAAUCACGCACAUUGGACAGAUUGAUGAGCAGACGGACAAUGUGAUUGUGACACAGUUGAGUUUGGCAGUGGCCGAUUUAGCGCUACUUAUGGCCACGUGGCAGGAACCCAUCAGUGAUCUGUUGAAAGCCCUGUCACCACAUCCCGCUGCCGUUUGGCCGCUGCUGGAGGUGCUUAAGGUGCUGCCGGAGGAGAUUGACUCAAGGUUUCUGCGUCUGGGUGCCAAUCGACGUGAGCAGGUGCACAAACAGCUGGACGCCAGUGCUGAAUGUGUGCUGGAAUUCCUGUGCAUGUGUGUGCAGCGCGAGGAUCUGGAUCAGCAGCGCAUUUGGAAUGCCACACUGCGCACGUACAGCGCCUGGCUGGUCAUCCAUGCCUUUCCCCUCACCCACAUCUGUGACAAUGCGCUCUCGCAGCUCGCAUUCCGGCUGCUCAGCCAACCGGCGGAGACAUCCGGCAAACUGCAUGACAAUGCCACGGAAUGUGUUUGUGCGCUGCUCAGCUGCAUGGGAUCGAGGAGUGGCAGCGUUGAGGUGGAACCACAGGUGGCACGCAUCUUUGAGGCUGUCUGCCAACUGGAGGCGGCGUACCAUUUGAGUGUGGCUCAUGAGGAUACGGACAAGACGAUCAACUAUUGUGGCAUCUUUACCACACUCUGUGAUGCCUUCUCCUUUGACAUGCUGGAACAACAGCAGGCGAUGAAGGGUCUCGAUCUGGUGCUACUCUGUGUUGGACAUUUCGAUUAUGAGGUCGCCGAGAUCACAUUUCAUUUGUGGUACAAACUCAGCGAGGAUCUAUUUCAACGCUACGAUGACAAGCUGACGGCGCGUUUUAGGCCCCACAUAGAGCGACUGAUAAGCGCCCUCUAUCGGCAUGCGCAGAUGGAGAGCGAUCACGACGGACUCAUCGAGGAGAACAACAAUUUCUAUGAUUUUCGACGCAAGGUUUCGGAUCUGUUAAAGGAUGUAGCUUUCAUAGUUGGCUCCAAUGCGUGCUUUAAGCAAAUGUAUAUUAUACUCCAAGCACCCAACACAACGUGGGAGUCUACGGAGGCGGCGCUGUUUGUCAUGCAAAAUGUGGCCAAGAAUAUAUUACCUGAGGAGAACGAGGUGAUACCCAAGGUGGUGGAGGCAAUACUCGGCAUGACGGAUCAGACGCACAUUGCGGUGCGUUACACAUCCAUAAUGCUGAUAGGAGAGCUCUGCGAUUGGAUUGAGAAUCACUCGGAUUUGCUGGAGGCGGUGCUCAAUUUUCUGUUGUAUGCUCUGCAGCAGAAGAAUGGAUUGGCUCCAGCGGCAGCGAUUGCAUUGACCUCAAUUUGCUCGGCCUGCCGGCAGAAAAUGGUGUGUCACAUCAGUGGAUUGGUGGAGAUUGCGCGCAGCUUGGACAGUUUUCAAAUUAACAAUGAUGUGGCAAUUGGGCUACUGAAGGGCAUCUCAUUGAUACUCACGAAACUGCCCAGGGAGCAAGUGCAGCCGGCAUUGCGCGAGAUUGUCAGCUUUCAGUUGCAACCGUUGGCCCAACUCUUGAGUGAGAGCAAUCCGUGUCAGCUGGAGAAGGGAGAGCGCAGUGAUCCCGUUUAUUGGAUUGAUCGCGCCUGUGCGAUCAUACGACACACGAAUCCCGAUGUGCCCGACAAUGUGGAGCAUCCAACAGUUGCAAUAUUAAACGAUGCCUGGCCCCUCAUCUCCCAAGUGCUGGAAAAGUAUCAGAGUGAUCUGCGUAUCAUGGAGCGCACCUGUCGCCUCAUACGCUACGCCGUCCGAAUGGUUAGAAAACAGGCAGUGCUGCUGGUGGAGCCACUGAUUAAACAGAUUGUGGUGCUUUAUGCCAUGCAGCAUCACAGUUGUUUCCUUUAUGUGGGCUCCAUUUUGGUGGAUGAGUUUGCCAAGACGACAGAAUGCAUUGCGGGUUUAUUGGAGAUGCUGCAGGCUUUUAUUGAGCCCACGUUUGGAUUGCUGCAGCUCGAGAAUGGUUUGCGCAAUAAUCCCGAUACUGUGGACGAUUUCUUUCGCCUGGCCUCACGCUAUUUGGACUGCUGUCCGCUCCAGCUGCUGCAGAGCAGCCUCAUUACGCCCAUCUUUCAGUGUGCACUGAUUGCCUGCUCGUUGGAUCACCGCGAGGCGAACUCUUCGGUGAUGAAGUUCUUCAUCAAUCUGUUGACCUGGGGACGCACUAGCAAUCAUCGUCAUGUGGAAUGCCGUCCUUUGGUUGUCGAAUUGGCCACACAACAUGGCGGUGCUUUGGUCAUGAAUCUGAUACAGGCCUCGGUAUUCCAACUGCACUCGUACAUGCUCGCCGAUGUUGCCGAGGUGCUCACCGAACUCAAGCACGUCGUGACCAAUGUCCAGAUGGAACCGUUCCUCGCCCACGCCUUGGAGUCGUUGCCCAAGAAGAACAGCGGUGGGUAUGUGACUGCCACCCAACAGCAGCUGCAGGAGUUCAGCAACACGGUAUUGAGAGCGGACACCACAAAAGCCGUUACGCAAGCACUGAAAACAUUUACGCGUCUCUUUCGCUGAAACCGAACCACUCCGCCCCGUUCGCCGUGAUCCGUUGAUGAUGACGUUGGAAUAUGUACAUUUGAAUUUAUGUAUGCCGACUUGUUGGAUGCAUUCAAUCUAAUUUAUAUAUAGUAAUUAUAGUUGGAUUCUAAUAUAUUAUUUGUGAGUGCUUUCAUCGGAUCCUCACGAAACGAAACGUACAAUAGGUUGAUUAAUUUAAGAAAUUAUUUUUAGCUUAAAGAUGACUUAAAAUACUAUACGAUUAAAAUGUUUGAUGACCAUAACCAUGAA
Drosophila innubila is the source of this 3180-nucleotide messenger RNA. It is a transcript of the gene Tnpo-SR, whose product is annotated as transportin-3. Bases 124 to 2907 code for a protein of 927 amino acids. The transcript has 5 exons. Gene Ontology annotation, cellular component: cytoplasm; nuclear membrane. Gene Ontology annotation, molecular function: small GTPase binding. Gene Ontology annotation, biological process: protein import into nucleus. Lineage: Eukaryota; Metazoa; Arthropoda; Insecta; Diptera; Drosophilidae. The record is from RefSeq and is a predicted model, not a curated record.